Pieris macdunnoughi is the source of this 249-nucleotide messenger RNA. Lineage: Eukaryota; Metazoa; Arthropoda; Insecta; Lepidoptera; Pieridae. The record is from the annotation of a GenBank genome assembly.
AUGAUUCCGAGUGAGAUCUUUGCUGAAGAUAUGAUGAGUACCAUCAUUCGGUACGGACUCUACAUUGGGGCAGCAUUUCAACUAGUUUGCUUACUGGCAAGUGUUACCCUUACGGACGACCAAAGUGAACCUUACCCAUAUGAAAAGUCCUACACUGACAGCGAUGAAUGUAGUUCAGAACAAUCAUCUCCCGGACAUCGAGCAACAAUCUCUAGAGCACGAAGGCAUGACAAGAAAAAACGGCGUUAA